UUCUCUAGAGGCCACUACGUCGCCGCCACUGGCACCAUGCUGUCCCCUCAAAGAGCUCUACUCUGCAACCUCAACCACAUCCACCUCCAGCAUGUCUCCCUAGGCCUGCACCUGUCCCGCCACCCGGAACUGCGGGAGGGGCCCCUCAGCACACCCCCUCCUCCAGGAGAUGCUGGGGGCAAGGAGAGCAGGGGCCCCUGCAGCGGGACCCUGGUGGACGCCAAUUCUAACAGCCCCGCCGUGCCCUGCCGCUGCUGCCAGGAACACGGGCCAGCUCUCGAAAACAGGCAGGAUCUGUCAACGCAGGAAGAAGAAGGAGCGGCCUCUCCCUCCGACCCGGGCUGCUCCUCCUCGCUCAGCUCCUGCUCUGAUCUUAGCCCAGAUGAGUCCCCGGUUUCUGUCUAUUCCCGGGACCUUCCUCGCCUGGAGGAUGGCGCUCCUCAGCCUGGCAUCCUUCCCCUAGAGCAAGGCUCGCCCUCGGCUCCUGUGGCAGGCCCUGACCCCUGCUCCCCGGACAGCUUCUGCUGCUCCCCGGAUUCCUGCUCGGGUGCUUCCUCCCCGCCAGGCCCCGACCUAGACUCUAACUGCAAUGCCUUGAGCACCUUCCACGACCUCCCUUCGCCGAGCUUGGAGGAAGAGGAGGAGAGCGGGGAGCAGGACCUCCCUACCUCGGAGCUCUCGGAGGCGGAGGAUGGGAAAAGCGACGCUGGGAAAACAGAACCCACUUGGAACAUCAACCCCAUUUGGAAAAGCGAUGCAGGGAAAACGGCUGGAGGUGGAUGGAAAAUCACCGAGAACAAUAACUCCGGCUGGAAAAUCGACGGAAAUACUAACUCUGGCUGGAAGACGGAAGCUGGGAAAUUCGACUCGGGUUGGAAGAGCAACACAGGGCUGACUGAUUCCGGCUCGAAAACAGAUGCAGGGAAAAUUGAUGGGGGAUGGAGAAGUGACGUCAGCGAGGAGCCGGUGCCCCACCGGACCAUCACAUCCUUCCAUGAGCUGGCCCAGAAGCGCAAGCGGGGCCCGGGGUUGCCCCUGGUGCCGCAGGCCAAGAAAGACCGCAGCGACUGGCUCAUCGUUUUCUCGCCCGACACCGAGCUCCCCCCAGCCGGGUCGCUGGGCGGCCCCGCGGCGGCGGCUCCGCGCGAGGUCACCACCUUCAAGGAACUGCGGUCCCGCAACCGGGCCCCGCCGCCGCCCGUGCCGCCCCGAGACCCCCCAGCUGGCUGGGCCCUGGUGCCGCCGCGGCCCCCGCCGCCCCCUAUCCCUCCCCGGAGGAAGAAGAACCGCCCUGGGCUGCAGCCCAUAGCCGAAGGGCAGCCAGAGGAGGCGAGGGCCGCCAGCCCCGCGGCCGGCCAGGAGGCCCCGGCCACCCAGAAGCCCGAGGAGCCAGGCGCACAGACAGGCCCCGAGGCCGGUCCCCUCCUACUCCCUCGGCCCCUGGUUUUCCGGCUUUCGGCCGACGGGCACCCCCUGUUGGAGGGUGAGGGCGCGGGCGCAGCUGGGUCCCUGCUUCUGGCGCCGCUGACCGGGUGGCCAGGCGCCGCGGGGCCGCGGUUGCUGGGGGCUCCGAGCCCCCCGGAGGAGCCGCUGCUGCCCGUCCGCCUGUCCCCGGUGGGAGCCUAUUCGCCUCCGACGCGGGGCGCCCUCCCCUGCCUGGCCAGCCCCGAGCUGGCCCUGCUGCUGUCCCCGCUCUUCCCCAGAAGUAGCACCUUCCCUGCCGCCGCGGCUCCCCCACCCCGCCAGGUGCCCGCCCCCCCACUGCCAGCGCCACCGCGGCCGCCGGAGGCCCCUCGCUGGACCAGGAGCCCACCGCCUCCGCCCAGGCUACUCCGUAGUUCCUGGUCCUUCGCCGGCGUUCCCUGGGCUCAACGGCUGUGGAUGGCAGAAGCCCGGAGUGGGACUGGCCAGCUACAGGAGCAGAAGAAAGGUCUCCUGAUCGCGGUCAGUGCCUCGGUGGAUAAGAUCAUCUCGCACUUUGGGGCGGCCCGGAACUUGGUUCAGAAGGCCCAGCUAGGGGACAGCCGACUCAGUCCGGACGUGGGCCACCUGGUUCUGACCACCCUGUGUCCAGCGCUGCACGCCCUGGUGGCUGACGGGCUGAAGCCCUUUCGCAAGGAUCUCAUCACCGGGCAGCGCCGCAGCAGCCCCUGGAGCGUGGUAGAGGCUUCGGUGAAGCCAGGCGCUAGCACCUGCUCUCUGGGAACCCUGUAUAACCAGGUCAGCCGUCUGGCCCCGCUGAGCAGCAGCCGGAGCCGCUUCCAUGCCUUCAUCCUGGGCUUGCUCAACACCAAGCAGUUGGAGCUGUGGUUUUCAAGUCUUCAGGAAGAUGCAGGCUUGCUGUCUCUCCUCUACCUGCCCACUGGAUUCUUCUCACUGGCCCGUAGCAGCUGCCCGGGCCUGUCCACGGAGCUGCUGCUCCUGCUACAGCCCCUGUCUGUGCUCACCUUCCACCUGGACCUCCUCUUUGAGCACCACCACCACCUGGCCCUGGGCCCGCCUGCUUCACCGGCCCCACCAGGCCCACCGCCAGCCCUGCAGCAGACCGUGCAGGCCAUGCUGCACUGGGGGGGGCGACUGGCCCAGACCCUUCGGGGGGCUUCCGAGGAGGCUGCUCCUGACACUGCAGCGACAUCGGCUCCUCCAAAGGCCCCUGCCCCAGGCGGCUGGUGGGAGCAGCUGACCCAGGCAUCCCGGGUCUAUGCCUCGGGGGGCCCUGAGGGCUUCCCUCUGCCUCGGUGGGGACCGAAGCGCCCAGGAGCUGCUGCUGGGAGUGCACAGGAGAGAUCCCUGCCUACAGUGGAGGCGGCACCAGGCAGAGGCGUUUGGUUCGGGAGGCUGUUCGGAGUUCCUGGGGGUUCUGCGGAAACUGAGAAUGGGGCCCUGAAAUCCAGGAGACCAUCUAGCUGGCUGCCCCCAACAGUGAGUAUGCUGGCCCUCGUGAAGCGGGGGGUCCCUCCUGAGACUCCAUGUUUGCCCAAGGAGCCUGAGGUUUCAGCGUCCAGCAUGGUGCAGGCCCACAGGGCUGUUCGGACUCUCUGUGACCACACUGCUGCAGGACCUGAGCAGCUGAGCUUCCGGCGUGGGGAGGUGCUGCGGGUCAUCACGACAGUGGAUGAGGACUGGCUUCGCUGUGGGCGGGAUGGCACUGAAGGAUUAGUGCCUAUUGGCUAUACCUCACUCGUUCUCUAGCCCAGGGACCUCCGUCCUGUCCCGCCUGCGGUUCCCUCCCAGCACCUGGGAACAGAAUGGCUUCUGAACACUAACCCACCACCCCAGAGCCUUCUUCCCUGUCCACAAAAUGGCAUUUGUUCCUACACACAUUUCUGCUACAAAUAUUUAAAAUAAACUUUCCGUCUGCCCUCCCAUGCCCAUCUGUAAGGUGGAAUCUGCUCUUCUUCCAAGUAUAUAAACAGGAAUUUCCUUCUUGCAACCCCUCUCUUCUUUCCCUAUCUGCCUCAUGGAAAUGUGUUAGCCACCCUGAGUGGACUGUGCCAGUGUAGUGUGUGCCCUGGUCCCCAUGCUGGAAGGGCCGCUGGACUCUUUGCUGUGUGUGCAGUACUCUCAUCUCCUCACGUCGCCUGUAUUUAUGAAGUACUCCUGCUGUAAGAGGUGCUCAAGCCUGGACACCCCUGGCGGGUGGGCCUGUGGUGUUCGGCCCCCUUCCCUCUUUGUUCCAAUAAAGUGUGGGAGU
Molecule: messenger RNA, 3694 nt
Organism: Ochotona curzoniae (black-lipped pika)
Lineage: Eukaryota; Metazoa; Chordata; Mammalia; Lagomorpha; Ochotonidae
Gene: RUSC1
Product: RUN and SH3 domain containing 1
Exons: 10
Coding region: 37-3192 (1051 amino acids)
Cellular component (GO): cytoplasmic vesicle
Molecular function (GO): protein binding
Source: RefSeq, a predicted model, not a curated record